UGUGUGUGUGUGUGUGAGAGAGAGAGUGUGUGUGUGUGUGUGUGUAGGGGAAGGGGUGGUAUGUGUGGGUCAGGUCACUCGGGGUGAAAACCCUCACCAGCCCCCUCCCCCACACGCUUGGCAGGAGUGGAAGAUAAGGCUCAGGGCCACAGACAUCUGCGUCAGAGAUAGGAGGUCUCAAUGCCAUGGGCAGGGGCCACUCUGGAUUGCAGGGCGUGGGAAGGACUGGGGAGAUCAGGAUGAGAAGGGUAGAAGAGGCCCGGUGGUGGGAUGCUGAGGGCAGAGUGGGGAAGCAGGGGGCAGACCCUGACAGAAGGGGCACAGGGCAGGGAGCGGGUUCACAGUUGGCAGGGCUAGGUGAACUAUGUCGCCCCAUCUGCCAUUCCUGCUCCUCUUGCUGCUGUCCCCAAAGAGUGGGCAUGGCUGCCAUGGGCCAGAGCUGGACCGGGCACUUGUGCUGGCCAAGGUGAGGGCCCUGUUCUUGGAUGCUCUGGGGCCCCCCACACUGGCCGGGGAAGGCGGGGAUCCUGGAGGCAGGCGUCUGCCCCGAAGACAUGCCCAGGGGGGCUUCCUGCGCAGGGGCUCUGAGCCCAGGGAGGAGGAGGAUGUCUCCCAGGCCAUCCUUUUCCCAGCUACAGGUGCCAGGUGCACGGACCAGCCAGUGGCUAGAGAGCUGACCCCAGAGGCAGAGGACGGCCUCUUCACAUACGUGUUCCGGCCAUCCCAGCACACGCGCAGCCGCCAAGUGACUUCAGCCCACCUGUGGUUCCAUACGGGACUGGACAGGCGGAGCAAAGUGGCUUCCAAUAGCUCUGGGCCCCUGCUAAGCCUGCUGGCGCUGUCAUCGGGGGUCCCCAUGGCCGUGCCCAUGUCGUUGGGCCAGGCACCCCCUCGCUGGGCGGUGCUGCAGCUCGCCCCCUCUGCCCUCCCUCUGCUGACCAACCCAGUCUUGGUGCUGCUGCUCCACUGCCCUCUCUGUUCCUGCUCAGCCCGGCCCGAGGCCACACCCUUCCUGGUGGCCCACACCCGGGCCAGGCCACCCAGUGUGGGGGAGCGAGCCCGACGUUCCACUCCCCCGUUGCCCUGGCCCUGGUCUCCGGCGGCGGCGCUGCGUCUGCUCCAGAGGCCUCCAGAGGAACCUGCCUCCUAUGUCGACUGUCACAGAGCCGCCCUCAAUAUCUCCUUCCAGGAGCUGGGCUGGGACCGGUGGAUUGUAUACCCGCCCAGUUUCAUCUUCCACUAUUGCCAUGGGGGAUGUGGGCUGUCUGCCCCACCGGACCUGUCCCUGCCAGGGCCCGGGGUUCCUCCCACCCCAGUCCAACCUCUUUCCUUGUUGCCAGGGGCACAGCCCUGCUGUGCUGCCCUCCCUGGGACCAUGAGGCCCCUACGUGUCCGUACCACCUCAGACGGCGGCUACUCUUUCAAGUAUGAGACGGUGCCCAACCUUCUCACACAACACUGUGGUUGUAUCUGACUCCGUCCUGCUGGUAGCUGAGCCCGCACCCAUCACCAGCUGGAAGAAAGGGCAGAGUUCAGAAAACGGAUGGUUCCCACUGCCCCCUCCUUCCGUCUCUCUCUGCCCCAGGGCUCC
This is a messenger RNA of Neogale vison (American mink), 1591 nucleotides long. It is a transcript of the gene INHA, whose product is annotated as inhibin subunit alpha. The record is from RefSeq and is a predicted model, not a curated record. NCBI's taxonomy places the organism in Eukaryota, Metazoa, Chordata, Mammalia, Carnivora, Mustelidae. Gene Ontology annotation, biological process: SMAD protein signal transduction. Gene Ontology annotation, molecular function: cytokine activity; growth factor activity. The transcript is spliced from 2 exons. The coding region runs from base 365 to 1474 and encodes 369 amino acids. Gene Ontology annotation, cellular component: extracellular region.